This is a messenger RNA of Aspergillus melleus, 1890 nucleotides long. Its product is annotated as putative transporter. Lineage: Eukaryota; Fungi; Ascomycota; Eurotiomycetes; Eurotiales; Aspergillaceae. Gene Ontology annotation, biological process: amino acid transmembrane transport. Gene Ontology annotation, molecular function: amino acid transmembrane transporter activity. The record is from RefSeq and is a predicted model, not a curated record. The transcript has 6 exons. Gene Ontology annotation, cellular component: vacuolar membrane. Bases 1 to 1890 code for a protein of 629 amino acids.
AUGUCAUUGCCUCCGACGUUAGUCGAUGGGGAUGCUGAAGAGCCGGACCAGUAUGAAGCUAUGACCCAAGGCGUGCGGAUCCCAACCUCUCGUUCACAUUUGGAAUCAACUUUUGAUUCCUACGGCAGCUCGUCGGGCUUUGCCGGCUAUAACACUGACGGUGGUGAUUUCCAGAGACCAAGGUCAGAAUCGUUCUCUAUGCGUUUCAGACAAGCUGGCGGCGUUAACAGCAUCGAUAACUUUGUCCGGUCAUGGCAGCGAGCCGCAGGUUUCCCGGAAGUACUUCCCCGUCGCUCCUCGUUUCUUACAGCCGAUUCGGAUGAACAAUGGUUCGCUGCAGCAAAUGAUGAGACCGGCGCACAAGGCUCUCGUCUGUUUCGUCCAGAGAUUGAUGCUACACGACCCCUCCUGACUGCCGAAAGAGAGACCAACCUAGAUGACGAGAACCAGCCAAGAAAAAGUGUCCUCGGAACAUCAUUCGACAGAAGUUUUGGGACCUCAUACGGCACGAUAUCCUCUCGCAUCAGUGAAGCAACACGAAGAAAUGUGACUCAACUUCACCGGGAGCAGCAAGCACAUGUAGACGUACCUUUGGACGGCAGCAUAGAGCCUCUAUCUGUCAAAAGUAUUCAGCAUGAGGACGGUACUAGAUCGAACGUUGUUGUUGGUCAAUCGACCGUACCUCAGACAAUUUUCAAUUCUGUCAACGUCCUGAUUGGCGUCGGCCUUCUAAGCCUGCCGCUUGCAAUGAAACAGGCUGGAUGGCUUUUUGGUCUAUUGUUUCUUUUGUUUGCGGCCGUGACCACCUCAUACACUGCGAAAAUUCUUGCCAAAUGCCUCGAUAUUGACCGCAGCCUAGUCACGUAUGCUGACCUGGCUUAUAUCAGUUUUGGGCACUAUGCACGCCUAAUAACAAGUCUUCUGUUUUGCUUGGAGCUUAUAGGGGCCUGUGUUGCCCUGGUUGUGCUUUUCGCAGACAGCCUUCAUGCACUCAUUCCCGCGAUAAGCAUCCUUCAGUGGAAGCUUAUAUGCGGGCUACUACUUGUUCCACUGAAUUUCGUACCGCUGCGGCUUCUAAGUGUGACUAGUAUUCUAGGAAUACUUUCUUGCACCUCAAUCGUAAUUAUAAUAUGUAUCGAUGGAUUCAUCACGCCCCAUACUCCGGGAUCACUUCGUGAACCAGCUGAGACUUCGUUGUUUCCAAAAAAUUGGGGGACUCUACCCCUUAGUUUUGGACUGAUUAUGUCGCCCUGGGGAGGCCAUGGAGUAUUCCCAAACAUAUACAGGGAUAUGAGACACCCGCAGAAGUAUGGGAAAAGCCUUUGGAUCACGUACCUUUUCACGUAUUUCCUCGAUUGUGCCAUGGCCAUUAUCGGCUGGGCCAUGUUUGGUGAUGCAGUUCGAGACGAAAUCACAGCCAAUGUGUUGCUUUCCACAGACUAUCCACAAGUAUUGUCGAUUUGCAUCAUCAUUUCUGUCGCAGUAAUACCAAUAACCAAGGUUCCUUUGAAUUGCCGCCCCCUGGUGGCCACUGUGGAAGUACUCUGUGGUUUGGAGCCACAUUCUCCCGCAAUCUCAAACCACCCCGAGGGAGUUCGAGCCAUGGUUCUGCAGUCAUUAAAGGCCAUAAUACGUGUGGUUGUGCUGGCUGUUGUCGUUUUGAUGGCUAUUCUCUUCCCAUCUUUCGAUAGAAUCAUGGCAUUGAUGGGCUCCGCUUUGUGCUUUACGAUAUGCGUGAUCUUGCCGCUCGCUUUCUAUUUGAAGAUCUUUGGGCGUGAUAUCAGUCUAAGGGAGCGGAUUUUAGACUGGUGUCUCUUGAUUUUCUCGUCAAUGUUAGCGGUUAUAGGAACGGCUUGGGCAUUCCUACCGCAGAAGAUGAUCUCCACGUGA